GUGUGAUGUGUUCUGCGUGACUCUACUGGGUGUUGUGAGAGAAGGUUAGUCAAGCUCAGAACUCCAAACGUGUGUCUUCGCUGGAUGCUGUGAAUUUAGCUCAAGCAAGCUCAGAACUUCACACAUGGAUUUAGUCACCUAUGAUGACGUGCAUGUGAACUUCACUCAGGAUGAGUGGGCUUUGCUGGAUCCUUCUCAGAAGAGUCUCUACAAGGGUGUGAUGCUAGAGACCUAUAAGAAUCUCACAGCUAUAGGUUACAUUUGGGAAGAACAUACGAUUGAAGACCAUUUUCAAACUUCUCGAAGUCAUGGAAGGCAUGAAAGAAGUUGUUCUGCAGAGCAACCCUCUGAGUUUAUUCAAUGUGGUAAAGCCUUUGCAUAUGAGAGUGGUAGACAAAGGCAUCAAAUUAAACAUAAUGGAGAGAAACACCAUGACUGUAACCAAUGUGGUAAGGACUUUAGAACAUGGAAUGUCCUGCAAAUACAUAAGCGAACACAUACAGGAGAGAAACCCUAUGACUGUAAACAAUGUGGUAAAGUCUUUGCAAGAAGCUGUCAUCUCCAAAUACAUAAUCGAACACAUGCAGGAGAGAAACAGUAUGAAUGUAACCAAUGUGGUAAAGCUUUUAAAAGAAGGAUUAACCUCCAAAUACAUAAGCGAACACAUACAGGAGAGAAACCCUAUGAAUGUAACCAAUGUGGAAAAGCCUUUGCAAGUAGUGGUGAACUCCAAAACCAUAAACGAACACAUACAGGAGAGAAACCCUAUGAAUGUAAACAAUGUGGUAAAGCCUUUUCACAAAGCAGUCAUCUCCGAAUACAUAAGCGAACACAUACAGGAGAGAAACCCUAUGAAUGUAACCAAUGUGGAAAAGCCUUUGCAAGAAGUGGUGACCUCCAAAAACAUAAACGAACACAUACAGGAGAGAAACCCUAUGAAUGUAAACAAUGUGGUAAAGCCUUUGCACAUAGCAGUCAUCUCCACAAACAUGAGCGAACACAUACAGGAGACAAACCCUAUGAAUGUAAACAGUGUGGUAAAGCCUUUGCAGUAAUCUAUACUCUCCAAAUGCAUAAGCGAACACAUACAGGAGAGAAACCCUAUAAAUGUAAACAAUGUGGUAAAGCCUUUGCAGUAAUCUAUACUCUCCAAAUGCAUAAGCGAACACAUACAGGAGAGAAACCCUAUAAAUGUAAACAAUGUGGUAAAGCCUUUGCAAGAAGCUGUCAUCUCCGAAUACAUAAGCGAACACAUACAGGAGAGAAACCCUAUGAAUGUAACCAAUGUGGUAAAGCCUUUGCAGAAAGCAGUACUCUCCAAAUCCAUAACCGAACACAUACAGGAGACAAACCCUAUGAAUGUAACCAAUGUGGUAAAGCUUUUAUAACAAGGAGAGUCCUCCAAAUACAUAAGGGAACACAUACCGGAGAGAAACCCUAUGAAUGUAACCAAUGUGGAAAAGCUUUUGCAAGAAGUUGUGACCUCCAAAAACAUAAACGAACUCAUACAGGAGAGAAACCCUAUGAAUGUAACCACUGUGGUAAAGCCUUUGCACAAAGCAGUUCUCUCCGAAUCCAUAAGCGAACACAUACAGGAGAGAGACAAUAUGAAUGUAACUAG
Mus musculus (house mouse) is the source of this 1621-nucleotide messenger RNA. Its product is annotated as predicted gene 14305. NCBI's taxonomy places the organism in Eukaryota, Metazoa, Chordata, Mammalia, Rodentia, Muridae. Bases 125 to 1621 code for a protein of 498 amino acids. The record is from RefSeq and is marked validated. The transcript is spliced from 5 exons.